Protobothrops mucrosquamatus (brown spotted pit viper) is the source of this 1263-nucleotide messenger RNA. It is a transcript of the gene ACIN1, whose product is annotated as apoptotic chromatin condensation inducer 1. The transcript has 7 exons. Gene Ontology annotation, molecular function: nucleic acid binding. The annotation marks the transcript as partial. The record is from RefSeq and is a predicted model, not a curated record. NCBI's taxonomy places the organism in Eukaryota, Metazoa, Chordata, Lepidosauria, Squamata, Viperidae.
GUGGUCCCCGUCGAAGGGCAAGAGAAUGGUCAAGGGGAGGAAGAGGAGGAGGAGGAGGAAGAAGAGGAGAAAGUCCACGAGGAAGAACCGCCGGAGGUGGCGCCUGUUGUCGCCGUAGAGACGGUGGUCCUGCCUCUACCGGUAGAGCACGAAGUCAAAAAAGUCACGCUGAGCGACACGCUCACCCGGCGGUCCAUCAGCCAGCAACGCUCGGGGGUCUCCAUCACCAUCGACGACCCCGUCCGCACGGCCCAGGUCCCUUCCCCUCCUCGCGGCAAGGUCAGCUGCAUCGUUCACAUCUGCAACCUGGUGAGGCCCUUCACCCUGGGUCAGCUGAAGGAGCUUCUGGGCCGGACGGGCACCCUGGUGGAGGAGGCUUUUUGGAUCGACAAGAUCAAGUCGCACUGCUACGUCACCUAUUCAACAGUGGAAGAAGCCGUUGCGACGCGGAACGCCCUCCACGGGGUCAAGUGGCCACAGUCUAACCCCAAGUUUUUAUCGGCAGAUUUUGUGGAGCAGGAUGAGCUGGACUUCCACCGGGGUCUUCUGACCGACCGUCCCGCAGAGGCCAAGGCAGAUGAAGCGCCCACCUUCCCCGGGGCGGGCCCGACCACCCGGGGGGAACGGGAGCUGUCCCGGCGCUCGGAGGCGCGGGAGCGGGAGGCGGCCGUGCGGGAGCAGUGGGCCGAGCGGGAGCGAGAGAUGGAACGCCGGGAGAGGACCCUGGCGGAGCGGGAGUGGGACCGGGACAAGGUGCGCGAGGGCCCGCGCUCUCGCUCCCGGUCCCGAGAGAGACGCCGCAAGGAGCGGCCCAAAUCGAAGGAGAAGAAAGCCGAGAAAAAAGAAAAAGCCCAAGAGGAACCCCCGGCUAAGCUUCUCGAUGAUCUGUUCCGUAAAACCAAGGCAGCCCCCUGCAUUUACUGGCUGCCCCUCACAGACAUCCAGUGUGUCCAGAAACAGGCCGAGCGAGCGGCCCGCGCCCGAGAACGGGAACGCCGGCGCAAAGAACUGGAAGCCGAGGAGGCCCGUCAGCGAGAACGCAACCGCCAGGCCGAGCGCGACAAGCGGCGGGAACACAGCAGAGAGCGGGAACGCGAGCGCCCCAAUGCCACCGGCGGCGGUGGGGCCAGCCGAGCGGGCGAACGCAGCGGCCGAGGAGGAGACCGCGAACGGCGCGAGGCCAAAAGCCGCCACAGCCGGAGUCGGAGUCGGAGCACGCCUGUACAGGACAGAGGGGGGCGCCGUUGAGCUAUUCCCCCAGCC